GUGCCUUCUGCAUCCCCCUGUACGUGCCCUAUGUGCUGACGGGGAGAUGGAUCUUCGGGAGGAGCCUCUGUAAACUCUGGCUGGUAGUUGAUUACCUGCUCUGCACCUCUUCGGUCUUCAACAUCGUCCUGAUUAGCUAUGACAGAUUCCUCUCGGUGACAAGAGCGGUCGCCUACAGAGCCCAGCAAGGCAACACCAAGCGAGCGGUGCUGAAGAUGGUGAUGGUGUGGGUACUAGCGUUCCUGCUUUACGGACCUGCCAUUAUCAGCUGGGAGUAUAUAUCGGGCCAGAGUAUCAUACCCACUGGGGAAUGCUACGCUGAAUUUUUCUACAACUGGUAUUUUCUCAUGACAGCCUCUACGCUGGAGUUUUUCACCCCUUUCAUCAGUGUAAUGUUUUUCAACCUGAGCAUUUACCUGAACAUACAGAAGCGGACCAAAAUACGCCUGGAUAUUUUCCAUGAAGUGCACAACCAGUCCUUCACUGAAGAGAUGGAAAUGAGCCCAGAAGCAAAGCUUUCUUUGAAAUGCUGUAAGUGGGAGCAGAAGGAGCCAGCUGAAACCCUCGACCUCUCUAAGAGCAAAGCUCAAGAAGCAGCCUCCACUGCCAGCCUGGAGAAAGGGAUGAAGAUCGUGUCCCAGAGCAUGACUCAACGCUUCAGGCUCUCUAGAGACAAGAAGGUGGCUAAAUCACUGGCAAUCCUCGUGGGCAUUUUUGGGUUUUGCUGGGCACCGUACACUCUCCUGAUGAUCAUCCGCGCUGCCUGCCAUGGCCGCUGCAUCUCUGACUACUGGUACGAGACAUCCUUCUGGCUGCUGUGGAUCAACUCAGCUGUCAACCCUGUCCUCUACCCGCUCUGCCACUACAGCUUCAGAAGAGCUUUUAUUAAACUCCUCUGUCCCAAGAAGCUGAAGGUUCAACCUCACGAUCCCCUUCAGAACUGCUGGAAGUGA
Messenger RNA from Pterocles gutturalis (yellow-throated sandgrouse), 953 nucleotides. It is a transcript of the gene HRH3, whose product is annotated as histamine receptor H3. Gene Ontology annotation, molecular function: histamine receptor activity. NCBI's taxonomy places the organism in Eukaryota, Metazoa, Chordata, Aves, Pterocliformes, Pteroclidae. Gene Ontology annotation, biological process: adenylate cyclase-activating adrenergic receptor signaling pathway. The transcript is spliced from 3 exons. Gene Ontology annotation, cellular component: membrane. The record is from RefSeq and is a predicted model, not a curated record. The annotation marks the transcript as partial.